Molecule: messenger RNA, 384 nt
Organism: Saprolegnia parasitica CBS 223.65
Lineage: Eukaryota; Oomycota; Saprolegniomycetes; Saprolegniales; Saprolegniaceae
Exons: 2
Coding region: 1-384 (127 amino acids)
Source: RefSeq, a predicted model, not a curated record
AUGGAGGCGUACAAGACAGAACCUUCGUCACGGCGACUGCUGCACUGGACGUUCGUGCCCUAUUUGGCGUCAGAGCCACCAACUUUGUCGAGUCCGACAACGCGAAGAAUAUCCACUAUGGCCUCCGCUUCAACCUUCCGUUUGCAGCUGUGUACCUCAGGGUGGCAGAGGUCAUGCAAACGUCGGCCACUCGACGACGCGAGGUUGAGCGUGAGUCGUCCUACCUGGAACUUUCAACGCUUACCAAGUUCGCGCACGAUAACUACGAGAAGUCGCUCGAGAUGGCUCAAGCGUACACGAUCUAGGAGUCAACAAGGUCAAUUUUGUUUGUGUACUGCGAGUCCCACCUUGAAGCCAAGCGCGAGGUCUAUGGCGAGAAACUAA